Molecule: messenger RNA, 573 nt
Organism: Coniophora puteana RWD-64-598 SS2
Lineage: Eukaryota; Fungi; Basidiomycota; Agaricomycetes; Boletales; Coniophoraceae
Exons: 5
Coding region: 1-573 (190 amino acids)
Source: RefSeq, a predicted model, not a curated record
AUGCCACCCCCCUCACGCCGGUCAAAGUGCCACCGCUGCACUAAAUGCAACCAAUGCUUCACUAGCGUUAGAGAUGCUCGCAUUCACAUCAACGGUAUACAGUGUCUCAUUUGUUCCGCGGAAGGCCCUGAUCCAAGUGGCAUGAGACGCCAUUGCCAGCAUGCCCAUAACAUCCUCAAGCCGAGAUCCAAGGUACACUAUGAGAGGUUCAACGAGAGCAUCGAAUGGAAGGAACACCACGAAAAGCUUCAAGCCGGCGACCUUGCAGCUAACGCGUCUGUUCCUGCCCCGGCACACGAAAAUACACCCCAAUUUCCGUCGACAUCCACGAACGCUUGGUUUACCGAUGCUGCUCCUCACUGGAUCCCAAACGAUGAGGCCGUGACGACCGGUUCGAGCGUUAGCCCUGACCAUGGUAGCCCCAUAUCAAUGUCUGGACAAACCAAUCCGGCAGGAUGGAGUUGGUUACUCCAAGCUUCUUCUACCCAGUCUUCUUCAGAUUCUAUCGAUGCAUAUCCUUCCGAUGACUGGUCCCUGGAGUUGGACGACUCAUGGUGGAAUAUGUGGCGAUGA